Messenger RNA from Gadus macrocephalus (Pacific cod), 2183 nucleotides. RefSeq names its product E3 SUMO-protein ligase ZBED1-like. Gene Ontology annotation, molecular function: protein dimerization activity. The transcript has 2 exons. Bases 1 to 930 code for a protein of 309 amino acids. The record is from RefSeq and is a predicted model, not a curated record. NCBI's taxonomy places the organism in Eukaryota, Metazoa, Chordata, Actinopteri, Gadiformes, Gadidae.
AUGCUCAACAUACCGGAACAUAAAUUGAUCCACGACGUCCCGACCCGUUGGAACACCGCGCACGACAUGUUGGUGCGGUAUGUGGAGCAGCAACCUGCAAUAUUCUCUGCCUUGCUGGACAAGACGGCGAAGAAGACGGGGAAAGACCUGGCCAUGCUCAGUGACGGCGAGAUGAAGCUGGCAGAAGGCCUUAUCCAGCUGCUUUCUCCACUAAAACAGAUGACAACACUGAUGAGCAGUGAAUCAACAGCUACAACAUCUAUGAUACUGCCACUCAAGACAAGGACACUACGAGCCAUGACCGCAAACCCACAAGACAGUCCAAUCAUCAGAGAAGCCAAGCGAGCCGUCACAGCAGACUUGGAGAAAAGUGACACAAAUCCAGAUCUGAUUGACUACCUGCACCGGGCUACAGCACUUGAUCCCAGGUUCAAGUCUUUACCCUUCAUUGAUGAAGCUGCCUGUGACCAAGUCUACAAAGGCCUUGUUGCAGAAAUUCUGGACCAUGAGCAACAGGUUGAAGGCACACACGCAGAGGAUGAAGAUGAGGAAAAGCUGCCAUCAGCAUCAGCGUUGCCCCCUCCCCAGAAGAAGACUGCAAUGUCUGACCUAUUUGGGGAGCUUUUCACAACAGGGGAACAACAUCCUAAACCUCUUUCGGCAACCAUUGAGGGGGAGGUGGCAUUAUACAGAGCAGCGGAAUCACUCCAUAUAGAUGGCAAUCCAUUUCAGUGGUGGAAAUUACAUCAGCACAAGUUUCCUUGUGUCUCAAAACAUGCCAAAAGGUAUCUCUGUGUCCCUGGAACCUCUGUUGCAAGUGAAAGAGUGUUUUCCACUGCAGGUGAUAUCGUGAGUGCAAGUCGUUCUUGCCUUUCCCCAGAAAAUGUUGACAUGCUUAUCUUUUUACAAAAGAACAUGAAAACAGAAUAGUGCCUAUAUUAGGCAGUUUAUUGACUUGAAAGUGCACUUGUUUUUGCACAUUUACUCUUUUAUUUACAUUUUAUAAGGCACUUUGUUUAAUUGUGUUAUUUAUGUUUACAUUUUAUCAGCCACUUUGAAAUGUUAUUUAUUUUCAUUUAGUUCACUUUGGCACAUUUAAAUGUUAUGUUCACAUUCUAUCAGUCACUUUUAUGUGUUAUUUGGAAGUUAAAGUGUUCUUUACAGCAUUUUUUUUAUCAGUUUAUGAAUCAAAUUAUGAUCCAUGUUUAGGAUCCAUGUGAUUGAUUGACCCCAGGAUUGAUGGGCCUAUUCCAUGUUUUUAUAUCAGUUUAUGAAUCAAAUUAUGAUCCAUGUUUAGGAUCCAUGUGAUUGAUUGACCCCAGGAUUGAUGGGCCUAUUCCAUGUUUUCAAUAAAAUGCCUUUGAUUUCACCAGUGCCUCUUAUUUCAUAUUAUCACCCUCAACAAUGGGAUUCUCUUCUCUUGUUGGCUGAUGGGGUGACCAUUAAUUUCGUAUAACCUGCUUCGUUCUCAAGUAGUUCCAGAAAAAAAAUAAUCACCGUUCCAUAUCAAUGCGCUUAUGAAUGGUAACCAUAACAACAGUAGUAAAAGUAGCCUAACCGACGGUUGAUUGACAAGUCAUGGACGGCGGAAAAGACAUCGGAAAAAACGAUGAACAGAAUAGAUGAUUUUGUUAUCAAUUUUGUGUCAUAAAAUGUUCUUGGUGAUUUAACAUUUGAACAAUGGCUUGAAGAGGCAUUUAAUGAGACUGACAAGGGGAGAUACACAAGUUUGACAGAAGAGGAAAUUGGAAAGGCACACUUGACCGUAAGGGGCUAUUUUACUGUAACUCUCCAGUGUAACGGUAGCUGUAAUAGGUUGUUUUCUGAAGUUCAAGCGCACGAUUCCUAAAUUUAAAGAAAGUAAUUGAUACAAUUAUAUUCUAAAUAUACGGGAGAUAAAUACAAACGGGUGAUAAGCGGGAUAACGGCCUUCGAGGUCGACCGGUUCGAUGGAAAUAAUGGACAGGUAGAGGCAACUCUGGCUUCAUGCUGCGCUCGUCGCCAGAGUUCUAAGCCUCGUCGGCCGUUAUCCCUUACAUGUUACACUCAGUGCACCAUGUUUUCAAAUGCAUUUAGGGGAACAUUUAUUGCACAAAAAAGCCUUGCAAUUUGUCUGAUUGCAGUCAAUUAACACAUUGCAAAUAGCCUGUGGGUCUCAUUCAUUUUUGUGUUUCUCCCCCAAA